AUGGCUAUUAAAGAAAGUAACAAGUAUCGGUUGAAUCGUAAUACGAUGGCUUUUAUGUUGGAGAUGUCGUCCAAACAGCUCCACUUCUUCACUAGCAAGGAUCUGGAAAAACCGGGACAGAUUUACAGUCUGGUCUUGGAGAACGAAAACAACUUGACGUUGGGAUUGGAGAACUUGUUCUACAGAUUGUUGGUAUGUUAUUUUAAUUUUGUUCGGAAUCUUAGGUUACAAAGUUCGGCCUUACGUUUAAUAGUGUAUGGUUUUAAGUUUUGAGUUACUGACUCGAACCUUUUUUGAUAUGCUUUUGUAAAGAAAACGGUGGCUUUAAUGUUUUUUAUUCGUGAACAAUAUCCAAAUGUUAUAGAUUUGUUGUCCAAUCGUUUUCAACUCGUUCAAGUCGAACGUGGCUCGUGUUCGUGAGGUCAAGUUGGUGUUUGACAAGUGUUGUACUUAUAUUCAGUUUGGCAAUCGAAUGAAGAUCAACUUCACCAGAUCGAGCUUCUUGGUCCUCUUCAUCAAUUUGGUGAAGCCUUUCUUCAAUUCGGUCCAAUUUUACGAUACUCACUUCUUCCGCCAAGCCCUCAUCAAGGUCUGCAAGGCGUUGGUCGAUAACGGUGUGUUUCUACUCUUUUUUAUUGUUAUACGGUUGUACGAAGCUAUUAGAUUGGCAAUAUAUUAACAAACAUACCAUUUUAGAGUGCAUUAUGGAUGACACGUAUCUUCGCUUCAUGAAGUUGAACAAUGACAACGCAUAUGGUACGAUCCAGGAGAUUCUUCGUGACCAUGUUCGCUACAUCGAAAUUGACGAAGAAUUUAGCACUUAUCUCACCAAGUCGGGUACCUUCAAGGAAAUUGUAGUCAAUGCCAAGACUAACCACGAGUUGUACUAUUUGAACGGCUUCUUUAAGCUUCCAACUGAACGUCUGAUCAUACCUCAAGUGGCCGGCAUCAGAAACUUCCAAGACUUUGAAAAGUAAGAACUUUAGCUAUUAUUCUGUCUUUAAGAUUAUCUUACUUUCGAUUGGUUUUGACUACAUUAAGGUGGUGGGAAUUGAAGAAAUGCCAUUUGUCUGAGUAUUAAGGUGUUCAUGUUAUUUUAGCGUUCCUGUUAGUGAGUCUGUCCAUUCCUUGGAAAUUGCCUAUUCCCCCAACGAUUCCGAAGAGGUCCACAAAACUGCCAUUGCCGAUCUGAAGAAAGUGGUACCUAACCUAAAGGAACUCGUUUUGACUUGCUUCACGGGUAUUAACGUUGAGAACGCUGUUGAUCCAUCUGUGAUCACUCAGGAAGUGGAACGGGUCAAGGAUGACCUUACCAGGAAGAAUCUGGAACAACUGUACAGUGAAUUGAACUUGAACAAGUUGGCUUUCAAGCACGAGAUUUAUGUCAGAAGCAAGGACAAGUCUAUUCAUCCUUUGGACCAGAUCGCUCGAAGCCUAGAGUUGCGAAAGGAGGCCGAGGAAGAAGAGUUCCAUACUUAUAAGUCUAACAAGGAGGGUCAGAAGAUCGAGUACUUGCUGUACUCUACUGCCAAGGAACACUACCCAUUCAGAGUUCAUGAAGAACUUACCGUUUAA
Molecule: messenger RNA, 1575 nt
Organism: Bursaphelenchus okinawaensis
Lineage: Eukaryota; Metazoa; Nematoda; Chromadorea; Rhabditida; Aphelenchoididae
Source: the annotation of a GenBank genome assembly